This is a messenger RNA of Brienomyrus brachyistius, 1759 nucleotides long. Its product is annotated as organic solute transporter subunit alpha-like. Gene Ontology annotation, biological process: bile acid and bile salt transport. Gene Ontology annotation, cellular component: plasma membrane; endoplasmic reticulum membrane. NCBI's taxonomy places the organism in Eukaryota, Metazoa, Chordata, Actinopteri, Osteoglossiformes, Mormyridae. Bases 553 to 1488 code for a protein of 311 amino acids. The transcript has 8 exons. The record is from RefSeq and is a predicted model, not a curated record. Gene Ontology annotation, molecular function: transporter activity.
AAAAACUCACGUGGUUUUAGUAAACCUUGUAGGCCUAUUUCUAUCCCUGGGAUAAAUUAGGUCAACAGUUAUUUAAAAAUAACCAGAAUAAAUAAUUUUGAUGACGGGCGGAGGCUGUGGCUGGGUGUUCAUGAAACUGUACGUACCGUCUGAUAAUCUGUGAUCAGUUUCUUGUUAAAAAGCCCUAACGGCGGACAUAUCAGCAAUUAAAAGUAAUUUAGUGGCAAAAUAAACGAGGACUAAAUAAAUAAAAAUCGCUUACUUGCAUGAAAACGUGAAAAUAUGCCCUCAGCAAAUUAGCGAAACAAACAAUUAAACGUGUAUUUGAAUAAGAUAAUCUAUAUACCCGAAACCUCCAUUGUAAAUUACGGCUAAACAUUGAGCACACUCUGACUCGUAGCUUGCCAUUUUUGAUAGCAGACCGACUCUCCAAAACUUUUAUACUGUAAAAGGAUGCAUUUCAGUCUAACAUAGCGCGUAACAUAACCAGGGAAUCCAUUCAAUUUACUCUGAUACACACCAUUCUUGUAUUCACUGCUGUUCUCGCGACGAAUGGAGAGGAACUUAAGCCACGUAUUAAAAUGCCCGGACGAAGCUCCGACUUCCGAAGAGAUUCUUUACAAUAUGGAUCCGUCCACCUGUUUCAUGUACUCCGUUCUGACGCUGAUGACGUUAGUGGGAAGCCUUGUGUACUUGGAGGAGACCGUCUACAUAACCAGGAAAAUAACGCCAUCCUGCAAGAAAACCGCUUACAUUUGGGUUACAGGCGCUCCACCUGUGAUUGCAGCCACGUCGUACGUUGGCCUGUGGGUUCCUCGCUCGUCCAUGUUUACAGACUUCACUGCUUCCAUCUAUUUAAGCAUCUGCUUGCACAAGUUCCUGGUGAUGAUGCUGGAGGAGUUCGGUGGGGAGGAGACGCUGGUGCGCCGGCUGCAGGGCAAGCCCCUGAAGACCAGCACCGGGCCCUGCUGCUGCUGCUGCCUUUGCCUGCCGCCGCUGCAUGUCAGCAGGACGAGCCUGACCAUCCUGAAGUGGGGGACCUUGCAGGCUGCUCUUCUCAGGCCAACGCUCAUGUUUUUCGCCACUGUCCUCUGGAGCAACGGCACAUAUCAGCAAGGCAAGAUGGAGGUGAAGGAGGCGUUCCUAUGGAUCACUUUGCUGUCCGUGGCUGCUUUCCUGCUCUCGCUGUGGCCCAUAGGAAUUGUGUUUGCCCAGGCCCAGUUAGAGCUCUCAAAGCGCAACAUUGUUCCGAAGUUUGCCCUGAACCAGUGCGUGGUGGUUCUUAGUCAGGCUCAGAGUGGCAUCAUGGACGUGCUGAUCAGCACUGGAACCAUUUCUUGUGUACCUCCUUUCUCUGCCCGUGCCAGAGGGACAUUCAUGCAUCAACAGCUGCUGGUGGUGGAAAUGUUCAUAGUCAUAUUCGCGACCCGUUUCUACUACAGAUGGGAUUACAGCGGCAGUGAUGCGGGGAAUCCAGGUCCUUGCUAAGGAGCGCGACCGAGGGGACUGGAGCACGCCGGACAGAAAUGUUCUCAAGCGGCUGCUUAUCGAUCUAGUGCAGUAGGUUUAAAUACUACUGUGGUAUCACCUUUCUUUUUACUCUGGACAAGAAGAUCUGCUGACUGCAGACCUGUUGUCAGUGGACCAUGUUCAGAAGUAACAUGAAUGGCCCUGCAACAGCCCAGAAGAUAUAGAACAGGGGUCUUCAACACCGGUCUUGGAGAGCUAGUAUUUAGUAGGUUUGCCAUCCUACCCGGUU